Molecule: messenger RNA, 492 nt
Organism: Paraglomus brasilianum
Lineage: Eukaryota; Fungi; Glomeromycota; Glomeromycetes; Paraglomerales; Paraglomeraceae
Source: the annotation of a GenBank genome assembly
AUGAAGAAAACUGAUCGCGACGGGGAGGAAAUUGAAUGGGUUCGCUCACAGUCUUCGUCGUCUUCGUCGACAUAUACACCUCGCUACCGCCCACCUUCCGCCACACAUUAUUAUCCUUCACGUUCUCCCAGACCAUCUUAUAGACAUAGUUAUUCACGAAACAAGGAGGUAACCCAUCCAGCCCGCCGAUAUUUGGAGAUUUACUUGUAUAAAUUGGAGAUGGAUGAAUACCGUGAGAUGUCCGACGAUACAAACGAAUUCUCCUUGUUGAAAUUUAGAUAUAAAUUCUGCAAAGGAUCUUGUAGUGUAUUUUUAAAAAAUGGCAAGGGAAAGAUUCACGUUCCUUUACAAGCUUUAGAAGGAGUUACCAAGUCAGAUGAAAGAUGUUUGAUAUUAAAGUUUAACUUGGGGGCAAAAAAUCUUGUAAGUAGGCCUAGCCCGGAAAUAAGGAGGAGGAGAUGGGAGAGGCAAAGGAUUGCAAUCGAAGAAUGA